AUGUCUGCCAAUGAAUUCCACGGACCCAUUCCAGGUUCCUUAUCGAACAUCUCCAGAAUUGAAUCCCUCGACUUAUCGAAAAAUAACUUCGGUGGUUCAAUUCCUUCACUCGGAAGCAUGCAUGAUCUUCUCUGGUUGAAUCUAGCCAAAAACGCUCUCACUUCCACCACUGAUAUCAUCGGUCGUUUUUUCGAUUCUCUUACAAACUGCACCCACUUGGAGGUGUUCUCACUGACUACCAAUCAAUUAGCAGGCCAGCUCCCAACUUCGACUGGGAAUCUCUCCGCCCAUAUCGAAAAUUUUAGUGUGGAUGACAAUCUCUUUUCAGGUUCCUUCCCACAUGGCGUCCAAAACUACCGCAACCUAACAACCUUAGAUCUGCAAUUGAAUUCCUUCACGGGUAGCGUCCCCGAGUCCAUUGGCAUACUCCACAAACUGCAGAGACUCUCCCUCGAAGAAAACAGCUUUGUCGGAGAAAUACCAGACAUUUUCAGUAAUCUUACACAGCUGUAUCGGCUCAAUUUAAGUGAUAACCAGUUCUAUGGCAGGAUUCCGCAGAGCACAGGUGACUGUCAGAAUCUGGAACGGUUGGAUGUCUCUGGCAACAACCUCACAGGAAACAUACCCAAAGAGCUCUUCAAUCUCCGGCAUUUAACAUUUAACUUGACCUUAGCUCGGAACUUUCUUAAUGGUCCCCUGCCAAUUGAAGUGGGUAAGCUGAACAUGCUCGGUUUCAUGGACUUCUCUGAGAAUGAGCUAUCAGGGACUGUUCCUGUCUCCAUUGGCGACUGUUCAAGCUUACAAGGUCUGAACAUGGCCAGGAAUCGAUUCGAAGGCCUGAUAACGGAAUCAUUUAGCCGAUUAGGAACCCUUGAGAGCUUGGAUCUUUCAUUUAAUAAUCUAUCUGGACAGAUCUCAAUGGUCUUAGAGAAGCUCAGGUUUCUGCAGAACCUGAAUUUGUCUUUCAACAAUCUCCAAGCAAGGGUGCCGGUCCAAGGGGUUCUCAGAAACAUCAGCUGGGAAUCAUUGCAAGGAAAUAAGAGGCUCUGUAGUGACAGCAAGGAUACACAGAAGAAGCUGAAGCUGCCUGCAUGCAGCAAGCAUGGGUCUUCUUCUCUUAAGCUCAAAAUCAUUCUUCCAAUUGCUAGCUCUGCAGUACUUUUAUGUGUUCUCUUCUGUUUAAUAUCCAUAGCGAAUUCAAGGAGACAUGAGAGUGAUAUUAGAAGAAGUUCAUGGGGUGCUUCCUUCAAAGGUCGACAUUGGAAAAUAUCAUACCAAGAUAUUUUAUCUGCAACAAACAACUUUGACUCAGGGAAUUUGAUAGGUAAGGGAGGCUUCAGCUCUGUUUAUAAAGGAAUUAUUGGUGGUGAAAAUGAAAUAACCACCACCGUUACCAUUAAGGUGUUUGACCUGAAAAAAAGGAAAGCUUCUAAGAGCUUUGCAUUAGAAUGCAAGACUCUAAGGAACAUUCGGCAUCGAAACCUGGUCAAGAUCAUCACGUCCUGCACAAGCAUCGACCACAAUGGAGCCGAAUUUAAAGCUCUUGUUAUGGACUUCAUGUCUAAUGGCAGUCUGAAGGAGUGGCUGCAUCCGAAGGGGAGCGCGAGUAUGAUGAGAUUGAAUCUGCUUCAGAGACUGAACAUCAGUAUAGAUGUAGCUGCCGCCAUGGACUAUCUACACCAUGAUUGUGACCCACCUGUGGCCCAAUGUGAUCUGAAACCCAGCAAUGUGCUCUUGGAUGAUGAGAUGACUGCUAGUGUUGGGGACUUUGGAUUGGCCAGACUUCUCUUUCCUUCGGAGAACCAGAGUAGCACAGUCGAACUAAAGGGAUCCAUUGGCUAUAUUGCCCCAGGUUGAGUUCGGAUCCACAUCCUCAAACCAUUUAGAUAAAGGGUCCAAUUGGAUCGUGUAUCAGGUACCCAUAUAAAUAGUAUAAUAUUAUAUAUGGUGUAUCAGGUACCCAUAUAAAUAGUAUAAUAUUAUAUAUGAUAGUAUUAUGGUUACAAUGCCUGAGUCCUGUAAAUAAGCUUAUUGUAUAGGUCAUAUGGCCCCCGAAAAUUAGGUUGAUCCAACCAUCAUGUCGGCCAAUAAAUUAAAUUGGAGAUUUCCAUGGUUGUCCAUGUUUACUAUGAUGUGAUGUAUCUAAUGAUUGUAAAAGUUUAAUAUUAUUUGGAGUAUCCCAUCAUCGUGGGUGGAACUCUGGUAAUUCAUGAGUUGGAUAACAUAUAAACAAUGUGGUGAAGCAUAAAGAAGAACCAUGAGAAAACCUCCAAUUUCAUUUCAUGUGGUGCGACGUGAUGGGUAGAUUGGUAUAUUUUUUGGGAUGUCCAACUUUGAAGAUGGGGUAACCCGUUAAACUUUUUUGGAUUUCAUAAACACACUCGAGUUCAACUCACUCGCAAUAGAAAAACCUUACCCUAAAAGGACUUGCCCCAUCUCUACAAUGUGUAUGGCAUUAGGAGUAGUUUUAAAAUGGUCCAUAAAUCAGUCUAGGAGGAAAUCGGGAAAGGAUUUUUCCUAGGCAUGCAUACCCAUAUAAAGUUGGCAUUUACAGCGAGGAGAAGAUGGAAUGGCUUCUAACCUGAACAUGGAAGAGCAAUCUCCUAUGC
Molecule: messenger RNA, 2609 nt
Organism: Magnolia sinica
Lineage: Eukaryota; Viridiplantae; Streptophyta; Magnoliopsida; Magnoliales; Magnoliaceae
Product: LRR receptor-like serine/threonine-protein kinase EFR
Exons: 2
Coding region: 1-1857 (618 amino acids)
Biological process (GO): protein phosphorylation
Molecular function (GO): protein kinase activity; protein binding; ATP binding
Source: RefSeq, a predicted model, not a curated record